AUGUCUCUUGCUUGGUCUUCCAUUAUAUGUCUCUUUCUUUUAGCAAGCGUUGAAGCAGUGUCAGCAGCACAUAUAUAUCAAGGUCAACAAGACCUUCGUCACAGUGGCCAAAAACAGUUUCAGAAGAAAGCAGUUUCUCGUCACAAGGCAAUUAUAGUUGACAAAUCUGGGCAUGGAGACUUCUCCAAGAUACAGUCUGCCAUUGAUUCUGUCCCUUCCAACAACAAGCAUUGGGUUCACAUCAAAGUCAAGGCAGGCAUUUACAGGGAGAAGGUGAACAUUCCUGGUGACAAGCCUCACAUAGUCCUACAAGGUGAGGGGAAAAAGAAGACCAUUGUUGAUUGGGCUGACCAUGAUUCAAGUGCACAGAGUCCUACAUUUCUAACCAUGGCUAACAAUAUCGUGGUGAAGUCCAUGAGCUUUAGGUUUAUUUUUGUGGUGAAUCAUGUUGAGCAGAAUUCAUACAAUUAUCCAAAAUAUGUGCACUCCAUGACACCUGCAGUAGCUGCAAUGAUAAGUGGAGACAAGUCUUCGUUCCACAACGUUGGCUUCUAUGGUUUGCAAGACACUUUGUGGGAUGAGCAAGGAAGACACUACUUCAAUUCAUGCACCAUUCAGGGUGCCAUGGAUUUCAUCUUUGGCACUGGACAAUCUUUGUACGAGAGGUGUAGCAUAUCAGUUCUUGAAGCGUGUCCAGGUGAAGCUGUUAUCGGUUUCAUCACUGCCCAAGGGAGAACAGGUCCUAACGAUGCAAAUGGGUUUGUUUUUAAGAACUGCAAUAUCCAUGGUUUUGGAAAAACAUACUUGGGAAGACCAUGGAGAGGUUAUGCCAGAGUUCUUUUCUACCAAACUAAAAUGUCUGACAUUGUCCAACCACUAGGUUGGCAGCCAUGGAAUUCCGCUGGGCACGAGGGUAGAAUAACGUUCGCAGAGGAGGAUAAUUUUGGACCUGGUUCCAACACGUCUCAGCGAGUGAGUUGGUUGAAGAAAUUGAGUCCAUUAACAGUGAAGGAAAUGACAAGUACUCGUUUUGUGGACAUGGAAGGUUGGCUCAAUAUCCAUCACCGCUUAUAA
This is a messenger RNA of Sphenostylis stenocarpa, 1074 nucleotides long. Lineage: Eukaryota; Viridiplantae; Streptophyta; Magnoliopsida; Fabales; Fabaceae. The record is from the annotation of a GenBank genome assembly.